Messenger RNA from Clarias gariepinus (North African catfish), 1332 nucleotides. It is a transcript of the gene csf1b, whose product is annotated as colony stimulating factor 1b (macrophage). NCBI's taxonomy places the organism in Eukaryota, Metazoa, Chordata, Actinopteri, Siluriformes, Clariidae. The transcript is spliced from 8 exons. The coding region runs from base 181 to 1017 and encodes 278 amino acids. Gene Ontology annotation, molecular function: cytokine activity; growth factor activity. The record is from RefSeq and is a predicted model, not a curated record. Gene Ontology annotation, cellular component: membrane.
UCCAUCUCUGGAUUGUAACUCUGCCCUGCUCUGCUCACAUAUGGACUAAAACUUUACCAAUCAAUUACUCUGAGCCUUAAGAAAUCAAACACUUGUCUCUUAUUUGACCUGAAACUCAACAAGCCUUUAAUGUGCUCAAAUGUAUCUUAAUGAAGAAUGUAACUUUCACCUGCUGGAUCCAUGAUGACCCUUCACACCUCUGCUCACAUUCUCCACCAAAGCCAGGUGAAGAGUGUGUGUGUUCUUGUGCUACUGUAUAUUCCUUUGUCUAUGAUGGAAAUCCCUGGACCAUGCAGGCACUCCAUAACCAAAGACCACCAGGUCCAGAUGAAUUAUCUAAUCAAUAAUCAAUUGAGGAAUGGCUGCUCAAUAUCCUACAUAUUCAUCGAGAAGAGACAUCUGAGCUCAGAGUGUUAUGUAAAGGCGGCUCUGCCACGUGUGCUGGACUUGUUAAGUGUCCACUUCAGAUACGCCUCAGGCUCGGAGAACGAUCUGUCAGUCCGCUCUCUGCAGAACCAGAUCCACAACAUCUACUCGCAGCGCUGUGUGCCACCUCUUAACGAAGAACUCGAGGAGGACCCGGUGGUGUUUCUGAAGCAGUUUACAGACUUCCCUGUUCAAGCCUUACAGAGAGCCAAGGAGGUACUGGAUAUUUACCUACAGCUCAUCACACAAACACACACAUCUGUGGACUGGAGCUGCUCAAUGGAAUACAGCAACUACACAACUGCGGUCAUUACUGAGCCGCCCACUACACACAGCACAGAGGCCAAACUUUUGAUGCUGGGACACAAUGAGCAAGAAUCAGCUAAUUCAAGCUUCUAUAAACUGGGCUUCAUCGUGUUAGCAGUGAGCGGCGGAAUAUUCCUGUUAAUCACCGUCUCUUGCUUUGUACACAAAAAGAGAUUUCAUCAACUUCAAAGACAAGCCAUGGAUUUAGACACAUGGUCUAGGUCAGAUGUCAGUCACAUAGGCUUCUGCUCAACAUCCUUUAAUCGACUGGAUUUGAUAAUCUGACUACAACCUACACAUCUCACACCUUGUGAAUUACUGCCAUGUCUUUAACAAUGUGUUUCUUUUGCAUAAUCAUCAAUCACUGUACACAUGUAAAUAUUCACAGUAACUUACACAUGUAUUUAUGAACAUUACAUUCAAUCUUACAUUAUAAUGUAGAAAUGUUUGUACUCAAUUCUUAUACAUAUGCAUGCUGUACUUGUUUCUAAAGAACCUCCAUAUUUAUUACUACAACCGUGCCGCAACAUUUUUCAUAAAGGCUUGAUCUGACACUCCCAGGAAAAAGAUUUGUAAAAAAUAAACCUGCUUUCACAAAGA